CUCCAGCAGGACAAAGAGGACAGCUGGCGUGCUGAAAGGGGAGCAGGACGCUGGGAAUAAUCAUCACGGCGUGCUGAAAGGGGAGCAGGACGCUGGGCGCUGCGCCAGAGGACUAAUCAUCACGGGGCGGGGGAGGGGGGGGAUAACCUCACGCCACGCUUGAGCGAUGUUCCGCGGGAAUCUCUCUCUGGCUACUGAGGCUCGCUGACGGACUAAUGGAGGGACUCGGCGGCUUGUCAUGCUUGAAUGGCAGCUCGGAACAAGCGAAGGAGUCCCAGACCUUCUUGGUGACCGCUGCCAGAUCCACUGUGGGGUGACGUGGUGGAGCCAGGAGCCCCCAUAGCCUCCCCCGUCCCCGUCUUCUCCCUUCUGUGGCCUAAAUGAUCUCCUGGACUUCUUCGCUGCUCCGCCGUCGCCUCUUGGGCUCCUCCAUAUUUCCUACAGACAACCAUGUUCCAUCACCGGGUUUGAUCCUUCUGUCAUCCCCACCCUCUUCCCAGUCUCCUGCCCUCUGACCCUCUUGUUUUCUACUCCCCCUGUCCUUGGUGGCCCUCCCCGAACCCAUUCCCCCCCUAUGACCAUGUUGCCAUGUGUCUGCUGGCUCCAGCCGAUCCUCAUGGUGCUGACCUCUGUCUUCUGGACCCGGGGGGAGAACUGUCCUGCAACGUGCUUGUGCCCGGACCCCCACACGGUGGACUGCAGCGGCCGCGGGCUGACCCACCUACCCGAUGAGAUCCCCCUGGAUGUGCGCAGGCUCCUGCUGGCCGACAACUGGAUACACCGCAUCCCCUCCGACUUCCUGGUUCUGUACAGUGACUUGGUCUACCUUGACCUCCGGAACAACACCCUCACCUAUAUCGAACCAGGGACUCUCAGCACCUCCUCCAGGCUGGUCUUCCUGGAUCUGGGCAGCAACAACUUGACGGAAAUCCCCAAGGGGACGUUCGGGGAGUCCCGCAGUCUGAUCAAGCUCCGUCUUGGCAACAAUCCCUACCUGAGUAUAGUGAGCGAGGACGCUUUCCUGGGCCUCACCUCGCUCCGGGAGCUGGAACUGGAGCGGAAUGCGCUGUCCAGCCUCCAGGUGGGGGCCCUAGAUCAGCUGCCCUCCUUGCGGGAGGUGAGGCUGGAGGGUAACCCCUGGGUGUGCAACUGCAACUUUGCCAACCUCUUUGCGUGGCUGAUGGAGAACAGUCACAAGCUUCCCAACGGAGUGGAAGGCAUGGAGUGCUCCCUGCCCAUGGACGGCCGGCGGGUGUCCCUGAGCCAGCUCUCCAAGGACAGCUUCCGCGAGUGCCAGGCCAGCCUGACCCUCACAGACCUGCUCAUCAUCAUUUUCUCUGGCAUCUCCGUGUCCGUGGUGGCCAUCAUGACCAGCUUCUUCCUGGCGUCCACCGUCCACUGCUUCCAGCGCUGGAGUAAAGGCUCCAAGGGCGACGAGGAGGAGAGCGAGGAGUGACAAGGGGCUCCUCUAAACCUGGACGCUUCCAACCUGGGCAAGACUCCACGGGGGCCGGAUUGAUGCCACUUUCUCCCUGGUGAACGCCCAGGACUGUGGUUUUCUUUGCACACGGCCAUCUAAUCAUGGUACGGUAUAUAUUAGUGGGUGAUGCCCCGCUCCACCCAACAUGGUCUCCCAUCUCAAACAUAGCUAGGGUAGCACUUUGCAUAGAAGGUGCAGGGAAGAUCAUACAACUUCCACAAUGUUCACACUUGUAGCUCGUACACUGUUACACUGCCCUUCUUUAGAACCGCACCUAAAAGCACAACAAAGGGUGUGACGGUACACCAUCAUCGCACUUUGGUACUUGCACCUUUUUUUGGUUCAUUUUUGGUACAGUAAGCGUAAAACAUGCAAAACAUAAAACUGUG
Entelurus aequoreus (snake pipefish) is the source of this 1869-nucleotide messenger RNA. Its product is annotated as leucine-rich repeat-containing protein 38-like. Gene Ontology annotation, cellular component: voltage-gated potassium channel complex. The record is from RefSeq and is a predicted model, not a curated record. Lineage: Eukaryota; Metazoa; Chordata; Actinopteri; Syngnathiformes; Syngnathidae. Gene Ontology annotation, molecular function: voltage-gated potassium channel activity; transmembrane transporter binding; potassium channel activator activity.